AUGGCUGAACAACAACAACAACAGACCCCUACAUUCAAGCUCGUUCUCGUUGGUGACGGUGGUACUGGCAAGACCACUUUUGUCAAGCGCCAUUUGACUGGUGAAUUCGAGAAGAAAUACGUCGCUACUUUGGGCGUCGAAGUUCAUCCUCUCACUUUCCAUACCAACUUUGGUCCUAUUGUUUUCAACACUUGGGAUACUGCUGGUCAAGAGAAGUUUGGUGGUCUUCGUGAUGGUUACUACAUCCAAGGCCAAUGUGCUAUUAUCAUGUUUGAUGUCACUUCUCGUAUCACUUACAAGAACGUUCCUAACUGGCACCGUGAUCUCGUCCGUGUCUGUGAGAACAUUCCUAUUGUCCUCUGUGGUAACAAGGUUGAUAUUAAGGAGCGUAAGGUGAAGGCCAAGACCAUCACUUUCCACCGCAAGAAGAACUUGCAGUACUACGAUAUCUCUGCCAAGUCCAACUACAACUUUGAGAAGCCUUUCUUGUGGUUGGGUCGCAAGUUGGUUGGCAACCCCCAAUUGGAAUUCGUUGCCGCUCCUGCUCUUGCUCCUCCCGAAGUACAAGUCGACAACCAGCUUAUGCAACAGUACCAGAACGAAAUGAACGAGGCUGCUGCUCAACCUCUUCCUGAGGAAGAUGAUGACUUGUAA
Molecule: messenger RNA, 654 nt
Organism: Lichtheimia ornata
Lineage: Eukaryota; Fungi; Mucoromycota; Mucoromycetes; Mucorales; Lichtheimiaceae
Product: GTP-binding nuclear protein spi1
Exons: 6
Coding region: 1-654 (217 amino acids)
Biological process (GO): protein import into nucleus; ribosomal subunit export from nucleus
Cellular component (GO): cytoplasm; nucleus
Molecular function (GO): GTP binding; GTPase activity
Source: RefSeq, a predicted model, not a curated record